Molecule: messenger RNA, 1251 nt
Organism: Dermatophagoides pteronyssinus (European house dust mite)
Lineage: Eukaryota; Metazoa; Arthropoda; Arachnida; Sarcoptiformes; Pyroglyphidae
Gene: DCTN2-p50
Product: dynactin subunit 2
Biological process (GO): microtubule-based process
Cellular component (GO): dynactin complex
Source: RefSeq, a predicted model, not a curated record
UUUUAAUAAAAUUCAAAUUCAAAACAAAAACUUACCAUCCAUGCUUGUUAAAUGAUUAAAUAAAAUUAUCCGCGUGUUUUCUAUCAAACAGACUGAUCUAUCCACAGAUGACAGAAUUUUUUUUACCGAAUUAAUUAAUCAUGAGUUCAACAUCAAAAUAUGCUAAUCUACCAUUCAUUGCAUCCGGUGAACCUGAUGUAUAUGAAACGGAUGAUCUUCCCGAAGCUGAUCGUAUUCAACAACAACAGCAACAACCAAUCCAAGAUGCAUCGAUCGAAAUUAUACCAUCGAAUAGUGUUGAUGCAUUCAAUAAAUUUGCUGUUGCUGAUUCACAUCAAUCAUUAUCUGAAUCGACAAAUAAAUCUGAAUCAAAUGUUUCAUUAGUUGAAAAAUAUAAACAAAUUAAGGCUGAAAUUGAAGAUCUUAAACAUUCGAUUCAAUCGAAUGAAAAAUCUCAAUCUGACGGUGAUUCAUUACCUAAAGAUAUUGAAAAUUUAUUUACUAAUCUGUCGAAUCUACAUGAUGUUUGUUUCAAAAAACUUGACACAUCACAAUUGGUUAAAGAUAUUGGCCGUGUAUCAUUGGAUAAUACCGGCAAUAAUGAACCAAUUAUCUAUGAAUUAUAUCAAAAACCUGAUAAAGAAGAAAUUUUAGAAUUGGCUCGUAUCAAUGCAUUGGAACAACGAAUGAAAAAAAUCGAAUCAACAUUAGGCCUUAAUGAAACAAUCAAAGAUUCAUCACAUCCAUUACUAAACAAUUAUUUAAAUGAUCAAUCAAUCAUGGAUAUUGUAAUCAAUUUAAGUAAUAAAAUUGUUCAACUUGAUUAUUCAUCAUUAGAUCGUAUGGAUGCACGUCUUCAAUUAAUCAUUGAUAAAUUGAAUCAAAUUCAGGAUAAAAAAUCCACAUUAACGGAAUUGGAUAAAGAAGAUAAAUUGAAUGAAAUUUAUAAUCAUUAUGUAAAAAUUGAUCAAAAUCGUCCUUUAUUGCCAAACAUUUUGGAACGAUUACAAGUUUUGAAUGAUUUACAAGAUCAUGCUUCCAGAUUUUCCAAUACAAUGACGGCAAUGGAAACAAUGCAAAAUGAAAUCAAAACUACAUUGGAUAAUAAUAAUCAAAAUCUUAAAAAUCUUCAAGAAAUGUUUGAUAAAGUUACCAACAUUCAACAUGUUGUUGAUGAUUUUCAAAAUCGUUUGGAUAAGAUUAAAAAAUCAUCAUCUCAAUAAUUAAAAACACAGAAAAAAAUCUUAUAAA